Musa acuminata AAA Group (dessert banana) is the source of this 2114-nucleotide messenger RNA. Its product is annotated as U-box domain-containing protein 26. NCBI's taxonomy places the organism in Eukaryota, Viridiplantae, Streptophyta, Magnoliopsida, Zingiberales, Musaceae. The record is from RefSeq and is a predicted model, not a curated record. The transcript is spliced from 2 exons. Bases 828 to 1943 code for a protein of 371 amino acids. Gene Ontology annotation, molecular function: ubiquitin protein ligase activity. Gene Ontology annotation, biological process: protein ubiquitination.
AAUGUGGAACUUUGCAAGGUUUGAAUGUCCAUUUAUUAUUCAGCACAAUUAUAAUCUCAUGUCUUUUUCAUUCCAAGAAAAGGGCAUCCACUGCAUCCAAGUUGGUCACUUUGGACUCUCUCAUCUUUGCACCUCUGAUGUAAAAGAACAUGGAUUUCCUCUUCUAUUUCAUCUUAUCAUGCAAGGUUUAUCUUCCAUUAUUUCUAGACUUCUGACAUAAAGACUUAUCUAUAUCUAUUACUAGUGCUAUUGCCUCUUCACCAAUCUCUUUUGCUUCUGGUCCUAUCAGAAGCUUUGCUUUUUUCUGACUGGAAACCAGCCAAAAGUGUCCUGCACUUAAGGCCUACCUCAGCUUCUUGUUUCCUUUGACAGCUCCAUUCCCAUUUCCCCCAAUCCCUGUAUGGUGCACUCCAAAUCUCUCUGAGACUGUUGUACCAGCUCAGAGGAUUUCAUGCAAGCAAUCAGACUUGCGCCAUUGCCUUGCCGUUGUGGUUCUAUAGGUUCAGUACUUCUCUCUUCUCUCUCUCUGGUUGGUCUGAGAUGUCAUCAGAGCUUUGGAUUCUGUACCUGAGGAAGAGCCACAAUCCUCCAUUGCUAUACCACAUGCGAGUGAGUGCCACUGAACACCAAAUUCUCCUUCCCCGCGCACUUUGAUUUCAGUGUCAAAGUAGCUGCGCCUUGUCCCUCUCAAUCUUGGUAACCUUAUCUAUCUUUUUUGAAGCUUUUAAGAGGUCAGAGACAUAAAAGCAAUAGACUUCACCAUCUGUUGCUUGUUUAUGCCGGGAUUCUGGUUUCUCUGAUCCUUGAAUGUGUUAGAGAAGAAGCAAAUGAGCAUUCCUUACUUGUUCAGAUGCCCGAUAAGCCUCGAUCUCUUCACUGAUCCAGUCACUCUGAGCACAGGUCAAACCUAUGACCGGCCGAGCAUCGAGAAAUGGCUUGCCGAUGGCAAUUUGACGUGCCCGGUAACAAUGCAGAGGCUCACCGACACGACGUUAAUCCCCAACCACACCCUUCGCCACCUUAUCCACCGGUGGCUCCUCGCCGACCCGGGCGUGAAUUGCCGGCACAGGCCCGUGCAGUCUGCCGGCCACAUCGACGCUGGCUUCUCGCUCCUCGCACUCAAACAGAAACUUCAGUCGUCGAACACCUCCCGCGCCGACAAGCUUGACUGCCUCGAGAAGCUGCUGUUCCAAUUCUCGGUGGUGGUCGAUUCGGCACUCGCCGAGGCGAUGCUCGACUGCGUCCUGAGCUUGUUAGCCUCCGCCCAACUGGAUUCUCUCGACAUGCUCAAGGAGCACGCCAGGUUGACCUCGUUGGAGCUCCUGUUAGACCAAGGCAACACGAAGACGAAGACGAGCUUAUGCCAUCUCUUGAAAGUCAUAGCUGCUUCUUCAGCAACUCGAGAGCUGUGCCUCGUAGUAGGAGAGUCGCGGCGGGUCUUGCAAGCGCUCGUCUCUCUUCUACAUGAUAAGUCCAGCAUCCGAGCAUCGGAGGCAGCAGUUCGAGCGAUCUCAGGUAUGUGCUCGUUAGAACCCAAUCGAAGCCAUGCGAUCAGAGGAGGUGUGGUGGACGGCCUCGUCUCGCACCUGUCGAGUCCGAACCCAAGAACUGCUGCGCCUGCGCUGGCGACGCUGGAGCUGCUGCUGACACUGGAGGCCGGCAAGAAGGCUCUCGUCGAACAUUCCGACGCGAUCAAGGUCCUGGUGAAGAUGGUGUUCAGGAUGUCGACGGCCGAUCACGAGGGGAGCGAGCACGCUCUGGGUUCGCUGCUCGCGGUGUGCUGCGAGUCGGAGAAGGCGCGGUCGGAGGCGAUGGACGCCGGGGUGAUGACGCAGCUGCUGCUGCUGCUCCAGAGCCAGUGCAGCUCCAUGGCCAAGGCCAAAGCCAGGGACUUGCUCAAAUUAAUGAGGUCUCUGUGGACUGAAGAAACCAGGAGGUUGUAAUCUCCUGUGCCUCUCAUCGUUCUCGACUCAAUCUUCUCCAUGCAAAUAGCCACUGUGUGAUGGCUUUACUUUGUUGCACGACUGAAGCCAUGCACAUUCUUCAAGUUAUUUGGCCAUUGCAUGUCUAUUGGAACCUAAGAAGAUUAACAACUCCCACUUCUGCAUUCACAA